Molecule: messenger RNA, 712 nt
Organism: Ceraceosorus bombacis
Lineage: Eukaryota; Fungi; Basidiomycota; Exobasidiomycetes; Ceraceosorales; Ceraceosoraceae
Source: the annotation of a GenBank genome assembly
AGGGAGACUAGAGUGACCGCUCAGCGUCCUGAUCCGGAUGAGUAUCAUGGGUCUGGAAUCAGAAACAGCGCAUUGUCGAAUGCGUCUCGUACUCCGCCAGUCGGCUUCUGCUCUACAGCCGGGCUGUGAACGCGCACACUCUUGCAGCAUCUGCCCGUUGUACGUCUGGUCCCAUUCCCAUUACGAAUUGAAAUUGGACUUGCACGCACAUUACAUUUUUUUGCCAGAGUUGCCUCCAUUGCGGAGUUGAGAGGCGCACACGCCAAGAAGGAUAGAAUUCCCAAGCAAAGUACGGGAUCCAGUACAGUAGUAAAAUUCGACGUGAGCUGCCUCCACCUUGCUGUAGUCGCAGGCUCUGUUCGCUGCUUCUUUCUGGGUGAGCUGACAAGGGUUUGCUUCGCUCGUGCAAUCACUUCGGCUUGCUCACCUAGCCGCGAGGUUGUUGAGCAAGAGGAGAGGUCGGGCGUGGAGUUGUGCUGUGCGGCAAAUGCCCCGCACGCGCACGUUCCUAGCGCGUACCUUCCAGCCGGCAUCUUUCGGGUUGCCGAGGUUCCGGGCAGUUAGCCACCUCUACACAGUUGCGCUGCUACUGCAUAUGCGUUGUGUGUAGAGGCCCCACAGACCAUACAGGUCCUUGAGUGCUGAUUCGUACAAGUAUUUAGUCCACACUAACAACCAUUCGCCUUUGCCAAAAGUGACUGCUGCUUCAUAA